Messenger RNA from Ylistrum balloti, 924 nucleotides. RefSeq names its product perlucin-like protein. Bases 174 to 770 code for a protein of 198 amino acids. NCBI's taxonomy places the organism in Eukaryota, Metazoa, Mollusca, Bivalvia, Pectinida, Pectinidae. The record is from RefSeq and is a predicted model, not a curated record. The transcript is spliced from 5 exons.
AAAGGAAGACACCUACCGCUAUGAGGCAAAUCUUUACUGUGUUAAUUUUGAUAUAUUUUUCUUCACAAGUAACUCCAAAAUAGGUCGAUACCGACGUCGACCAUCAGACAUGUGAUAAUUUAGAAAAGAAAACAUAUGAAAUAGAGACCAACAUAGCAGAGCUGAAAACUCAGAUGUGUGGACUUGAAGGGAAAUUCAAGGAACAGAAAUAUAAAUAUGAAAGCCAGUUGGGGAAAAUGGCUGCUAAUAUGACUGCCGUGACGAAUGUUAUUGAAGACCACACAAAUCUACUGACCACACUGAGAGAGGACAUUGACAAUCUAGUCGAACGUUUGGACAAAAAAUCUUCAACCCCUGCACCGACAGACCACUACGUGUGUCCAGCAAACUGGUUGAAGUAUAACGCCACAUGCAUUUACUUUGGGAGCGACCAGAUAACCUGGACCGAAGCUAAGUUUCAUUGUCAAAUGUAUGGUGCUCAUCUUCUGGUUGUUGACAGCGAAGAAUUGAACACAUUCUUGAAGAUCAGGCUACGGGCUGUUGACGGAAACAAUCAUUAUGUUGGAGGAAUUGACUUUGGUCGACACAACUGGAUAUGGGACUAUACCAAUCGCGAAUUUGACUACACCGACUGGAGGUCAAGCCAGCCGAGUGGUGGGAGAAGCGAGCACUGUAUGGUGAUCUGUUCUGGGUCAAGCUGUCAGUGGAAUGACGUUGACUGUUACUCUCAAUAUAAAUAUAUAUGUCAGAAAGACGUCGUCCUUGGUUGAUGGAUGAGAUGAACACGCAGAUUUCUAGUUACAAGAUACGGGGAUGUUUUACUCAACCCCAUGUGCUCCUACACCGGAGGCAUUCUCUAAUUUCAAAUCAGAUAUUAAUUGUAUUCUUUAAAUGAUAUUAAAAACUUGUAAAGCAACACAGAAA